Messenger RNA from Rotaria sordida, 1671 nucleotides. The record is from the annotation of a GenBank genome assembly. NCBI's taxonomy places the organism in Eukaryota, Metazoa, Rotifera, Eurotatoria, Philodinida, Philodinidae.
AUGGAAAGUACUCAACCAGCAAAACAUUCACAUCGAAUUUCUCGAUCACGUCCUAUUGUUCAGCCUUUAGCUAAACAAGAAGCACGACGUUUAGAAUCUUUAUAUGAAGACUCACCGGCAGUCAAUACUAUAGAUUGGAGUACAAUUCAUAAAGAUGCUGAUGAUGACGUUAUUAAUGUUCAAAAUUUUAAUACUCGAUUAAUGGAUUUUCAAAAACAACAAGAAAAAAAUAAAAAUGAUCGUAUUAUAAUAAAUGUAUGUGGUCAGCGUUAUGAAACAUGGCGAACAACACUUGAACUUUAUCCAGAUACAUUACUUGGAAAUGAGAAAAAACGUAAAUAUUAUUAUGAUAAAAAUUGUAAAGAAUAUUUUUUUGAUCGUCAUCGUGGAUGUUUUGAAGCAAUACUUUAUUAUUAUCAAUCACAUGGUCGUUUAAGACGACCUGAAUAUAUUUCACUUGAUAUAUUUAUUGAAGAAGUUACUUUUUUUCAAUUAGGAGAACAAGCACUUAAUCAAAUACGUAAAGAUGAAAAUAUAAAAGAAGUUAAAAAAGUUCCUUUACCAAAAAAUCCUAUUCGAAGAUAUUUAUGGGUAACAAUGGAGUAUCCCAAUUAUUCAAAAAUAGCAAAAAUUUUUAAUAUUUUAUCAUUGGCUAUGAUUAUUAUAUCAACUAUUACUCUUUCGAUUGAAACAUUACCACAAUAUGUUGAUUUAGAUAAUUUAAAUUGUGAAAAAGAUCAUAAUAUAACAGUAACAACUAAUUAUCAUCUUAAUAAUGGAGCAAAUCAAAAUUCAUCUCAACCAUCCUAUGUUUGUUCUUCAUAUUUUGCAUCACCUUUCUUUAUUAUUCAAGCUGUUUGUAUUGGAUUUUUUACAAUUGAAUUUUUGGUUCGUAUAUUCUCUACACCAUCAUUACUUAAUUUCAUAAAAAGUUUAAUGAAUUGGAUUGAUUUAAUGGCUAUAAUACCUUUUUUUAUAACAGUUGCUAUUCGUUUAGCUAGUCGACACAAUGAAAUGAAUUCACGUAUUUAUGUUAAUCUUAGAUUUUUAACUAUACUUCGUGUUGCACGUAUUUUUAAAUUUUAUGGAGUGUUUAAAAGUAUGAAAUCUUUUCGUGUACUUUCAACAGCAAUAAGAGAAUCCUUACUUGAUUUUUUAAUAAUGACUAUUAUUUUAAGUGUAUUCGGUUUUCUUUUCGGUACUAUUGCUUAUUAUGUUGAAAAUCAUUCAAAUGGUCAAGCAUUUGAUUCAAUAUUUAAAGCAGCUUAUUGGGGAACUAUUACAAUAACAAGUGUUGGAUAUGGUGAUAUAACACCAAUAACACCGAUCGGUCGAAUACUUUCCUGUUUGUGUGGAUUAGUUGGUGCUGCAACGAUUGGUAUGCUUGUUUCUGUUCUUGUUGAUCGAUAUCAACGUAUUUAUGCUCGAACAUUAUUUAUUAAUGAAGAACGAAUUGAUAUUGAUGAUUAUUCUGAUGAUGAAAAUAAUGAUACUGAUUCAGAAAAUGUUAAUCUUUAUUCAAUUAACCGUAGCCGUAGAAAUACAAGGACUACAGAUAAUAAUCCACAACUAAAAGAAAAUGUUAGAAAUGGUGAAACUAAUACAGUAGAAUUUCUUCCAACACCUGAUUCACCAUUAGAUGAACAAAAUUCAAUGAAUAGCAAAGCCUAA